CAGAGACUGAGGCGUACUGAAGACGGAAAAGAGGGACAGGACGAGCGGACAGCGGAGGGACAGGGCCACACUCCAGGUACGCGCACCGACAGCGGCCGUGUCUUGUGUCCCGCGGGCCGUGCGCCGUGGAGCGGGCUGGCGCGGUGCUGUCAGCGCAGAAUAACGCGGGGACUGGCCUUUUACGCGGAGCUUUCACUACCCCGGGCACGGACGGUGCUCCAGGACCGCCGCAAUAAUCUCGUCAUCCCCUGCUCUGUGGAUUAACGCCCCUUAUCUGGAAUUACAAACAAAACUCAUGGAUUACCAGGAGACUGUUGAAAAGGCGACUCUAACAACUGUGCCAACACUACGUCAGCUCGACAGUCUGUCUCAACUGGGCGGGUUUUGAGCUUUUUUUUUUUUUUAGAAUUUCUUUUUGUUUUGAUUUCACAGUUUUUGAGACACUUUUUGGACUUUCAGAAACUGGAUUGGAAAACUGAAAUUGAGUCAGAAUUGCAAUUUGGGUGAUCGCUAUUCGCAAAUAUAGAAAAAGCAACAGUUGUAUUGUUUUUUGCCAACUAAAUAUCUUAUCUAACCCUGCAGUUUAGACGUCUACAUGUUCUGAAAUGCACGGGAAUCUUCUAUUAUCUUCUCAAAUUUUGUUCUAAGAUUGCAAAAAAGAACAUUUAAUCACAGUUGCAAUUUGACUUUGCGCCAAAAUCCUUCAGGCCUUUUUGUUUUGGACCGUCUAACGAUUCUCAGGACGAUAUAUGCAUUUAAACUUUGAACUUUUUUGACCGCCACGAUGUAUGGAAGUUCUCGCUCCGUGUCCAAGCUGGACGUGGUCGGAUCCAACGGGAACGGGUCAGCGUCCGGCAGCCCCGGUCGCUCCCCUCGCCUCCCGCGCUCUCCGCGAAUGGCCCAUCGGAGAAGCAGCGGGAACAUGUCGACGAGCGGACUCACCGGCUCCGGAAAAACCCUGUCUAUGGAGAAUAUACAGUCUAUAAAUGCAGCUUAUGCAACAGGCGGGCCCAUGUAUUUCACCGAUUCCGCCGAGGACCCGGUGGAUCUCGGGAGCCUGAGCAGCGGACUGAACCCGUCGCUCCCGAAAAGCACCAUGACGCUGGGCAGGGCGGGUGCCAGGGUGCCCUACGGGGUGAGGGCGGCGGUGAUGGGCAGCAGUCCCAAUAUAAACAGUGGAGGAGGUGGAGGCGGAGGCGGAGGAGGAGGAGGAGGAGGAGCUCUGGUCCCCACAGACGCCAUCGCUUUUGGGUCGGAUCUGCAGAGCCAGCCCCCUCAGCCCUCCACCGUGCCACACUCCAUGAGACAGGUCAGAGACGGAGCCAUGACGGACCUUCAGACGCAGCUCAGAGAAGUGCUGAGAGAAAACGAACUCCUCCGUAGAGACCUGGAGGCGAAAGAGUCUAAGCUGAGUUCCUCCAUGAACUCCAUAAAAACCUUCUGGAGUCCCGAGCUGAAGAAGGAGAGAGCUCUGAGGAAAGACGAAGGCACCAAGAUCUCUGUGUGGAAGGAGCAGUACAGAGUGGUGCAGGACGAAAACCAGCAUCUCCAGUGCACCAUCCAGGCUCUUCAGGACGAGCUCCGGAUCCAGCGAGACCUCAACCAGCUUUUCCAGGGCGACUACUCGGAGCCCGGUCGCCUCGGUAACCCUCUGCCGCAGGAAAUGACGGAGGAGAACUUCCUGCGUCUGCACAGCGAGUACGAGCGGCAGGCCAAAGAGCUGUACCUGCUCCGCAAAACUCUGGAGGAGAUGGAGCUGAGGAUAGACACGCAGAAGCACACGCUGACGGCCAGGGAUGAGUCGAUAAAGAAGCUGCUGGAGAUGCUGCAGAGUAAAGGUCUGUCGGCGCGUCAGACGGAGGAGGACCACGAGAGGACCAGACGCCUGGCAGACGCAGAGAUGACCAUCCACCAGCUGGAGGGGCUCCUGGAGCAGAGGGACAAGGAGAUGCUCCAGCUCAGAGAGGAGCUGCACCGGAGAUACGAGGCGGCUCCAGAGUCCACCAAGACCAAAGCCCUGCAGACCGUCAUCGAGAUGAAGGAUGCAAAGAUCAGCUCUAUGGAGCGAGGGAUGAGGGAGCUGGAGGAGGAGGUGAACAUGCUGAAGUCGAACGGAGCUCUGAGCAGUGAAGAGAGAGAAGAGGAGAUCAAACAGAUGGAGGUGUACAGGUCCCACACCAAGUUCAUGAAGAACAAGGUUGAGCAGCUGAAGGCGGAGCUGAGCCAGAGCCGCUCAGAGAAGGAGGAGCUAAACCAGCGGGUGUGUGAACUGCAGCGGGAGGUGCCCUCAAUGGAGCAGGCCAAGCAGGACCUGAAUCGAAAGGACAGUGAGCUGUUGGGCUUGAGGACCAAACUGGAGACUCUGAACAAUCAGUUUUCUGACAGUAAACAACAUGUGGACGUGCUCAAAGAGUCUCUCACUGCCAAAGAACAGAGAGCUGCCAUCCUACAGACGGAGGUGGAUGCGCUGCGUCUGCGUCUGGAGGAGAAAGAGUCUCUUCUGUCCAAAAAGACGCAGCAGAUUUCGGAGCUGACGGACGAGAAGAGCACGCAGGCCGGAGAGAUCAGCGACCUGAAGGACAUGAUGGACGUCAAGGAGCGCAAGGUGUCUGUGCUGCAGAAGAAGAUCGAGAACCUCCUGGACCAGCUGAAGGACAAAGACAAACAGCUGAGUGGACUGAAGGACCGACUCAAGUCUCUGCAGACGGACACCACCAACACCGACACGGCUCUGGGGACUCUGGAGGAGGCUCUGGCCGAGAAGGAUAAAAUCAUCGAGCGUCUGAAGGAGCAGCGGGAGAAGGAGGAGAGAGAGAAGGGAGACGAGAUGGAGACGAGUAAAAAAGAGCUGAAGGAUCUGAGAGAGAGAGUGUCCCAGCUGCAGGCGGACCUGGCCGAUCGAGAGGCGUCUCUGCUGGACCUGAAGGAGAAAGCCUCGUCCAUGGCCUCGUCUGCGGUGAAGAGGGACAACCGCCUGAAGACUCUGGAGAUCAGCCUGGAGCAGAAGAAGGAGGAGUGUGUCAAACUGGAGAGCCAACUCAAGAAGGCCCAGAGUGCAGCCGCAGAGUCCCAGGCGAGCUCUGAGCUGAGUGAGAGGAUCUCGAGUCUGGAGCAGGAGGUUUCUCAGCACAGAGACGACGCAGCCAAAGCUCAGACGGAGGUGGAGCGGCUGCUGGAGAUCCUCAGGGAGAUGGAGAACGAGAAGAACGACAAAGAGAAGAAGAUCCACGAGCUGGAGAGACAGAUGAAGGACCAGUCGAAGAAAGUGGCCAACCUCAAACACAAGGAGCAGCUGGAGAAGAGUCGGAACGCUCAGCUGAUGGAGGAGGCCAAGAGGAGAGAGGACAACCUGAACGAGAGCUCCCAGCAGAUCAAGGACUCUCUUCGACACAAAGAGGAGCGUAUCGAGGAGCUGGAGGAGGCGUUGAGGGAGAGCGUUCAGAUCACUGCAGAGAGAGAGGUGGUCCUGGCCCAAGAGGAACAGGCUCGAACCCACGCCGAAAAACAGGUGGAGGACUUGCUGGUCGCCAUGGAGAAGGUCAAACAGGAACUGGAGGUGAUGAAAGCCAAGCUGUCGUCGACUCAGCUCUCAUUGGCCGAGAAGGAGAACCACCUGACGGCGCUGAGGGCAGAGCGGAGGAAGCACCUGGAGGAGCUGCUGGAGAUGAAGCAGGAGGCGCUGCUGGCCGCCAUCAGUGAGAAGGACGCCAACAUCGCGCUGCUGGAGCUCUCCUCGUCCAAGAAGAAGAAAACCCAGGAGGAGGUGUCGGCUCUGAAGAGGGAGAAGGACAGUCUGGUGCAGCAGCUCAAGCAGCAGACUCAGAACAGGAUGAAGCUGAUGGCGGACAACUACGACGAGGAUCAUCUGAAGGUGGCAGCUCCAAACCCAGAGCCCCCAAACCACAAGCCCUCCCCAGACCAGAUCCUCUCCACGCUCCUGGAUCUCAAUCAAAACCGCAGCAAACUGAAGCUGUACAUCAGUCACCUGACCUCUCUGUGUCAGGAGCGAGACCCAAUCAUCUUGCAGGACUUUGCCCCGCCCCCCUCCUAUCACCGCUCUGACUCCGCCUCCUGGCACUCACAGGUCCACAGCAUGACGCACGAACAGCUGGAGGCGGAGUUAGCCCUCUGUGAGCGGGAGGGGGCGGAGCUACAGGAGUACGCCAACCAGGUCCUGCAGCAGAUCGCCGACCGCUGCCCCGACAUCCUGGAGCAGGUGGUGAACGCUCUGGAGGACAGCAGCUGACCCAAACACCGGGCGCCCACGGACAUUUGACCCGAAAAAAACAACUGACCCCCCAACCAAAUAUCUGACCCAGCCUGGACACUCGCCGCUUCACUGCACCACGAAAAACACCUGGUUUAUUGGUUGAAAUGGCUUGAAUUUGGUUUUAAUCUUGAUUAGAAUUUAAAUUGAUUUAAGUUUUAAGUAGUUUUAUUGCCAGAGAACAGAAUUAACAACUAAGAAGAAUAAACAGAAUCAUAAUAUAAGCUGUAAUAAAAAAAAAAAUCAGGCAUGCAUAAAAAAUAAGGUAGAUAAAAAUAAAAGAAAAGACUUUAAUUUUUAAAAUAGUUCAGUGGACUUCACUAAUAACAGAUACUUCUCACAGUAAAGUCCUCGGGUGUGUUAGUCUCAGUGUAGUUAACUCCUCCCCUCAGACGGAAAUAAAGCCCAAUUUACGGUCCAGCGUCAAAUCGUUUGUGUCGAUGUGAACUAGAGGUUUGCGCGGGACCACUCCUGCCCGCACUCACACUGUGCAGUCCCACUCCCGCAAGGAAUUGUAAUUUUAAGUCCUGCUCCCGUCAGCAUUUACAAUAUUUUGUCUCGCUCCCGCCCGCAAAUCCCGCAAGAUGAGGACGUUCGCUUUCUUAAGAUCUAAACACAGAGAAACGGAAAGGAAUUGUCUAAAAUGUGCGCAAGAUUAGACCACGUCCAGUUUUCACGUCAAGCUUAGGCUGCUUAGAAUGUUUUUAUUAAUGCCAAAUAAAAUAUUCCAGCACAAAUGAUGUAUGAUAGGCAAACAUGAAUCUUAUGAAUGUUACUUUACUCUCAUAUUUAGUUUGUGGGACUGCAGUUUAUCGUCCCACCUGCCCACGCCUGCAAUGAGCUUUCAAAAUAUGUCCUGCGCCGCACUGUUUUGCGUCGGGUCCCGCAGGUGCAGGGCUCUAACGCAGUGAUUCUUAGCCAUAGGGCCAGGGCCCAAAGUAGGGCCAAGAAACAUCUCCUUGGGGGCCCCACAACCAGUACAAAAUAAUGCAUUUAAUAUGAGAUAGGGCCCCAGGUCAGCUUGUUCAGAAAAAGUCGGGCCCCAAGAUUGAAAAGGUUAAGAACCCAUGCUCUAACGUGAACCCCCUACAAAGAGCGUCUGCGUCAGUCGAUGUGCACCUCUGAAAUGUUCUAACUACGACUCAGUAUGACUCAAGACAGCAGGGGAAGCGACGUAGACAAUAAGGGCUGUGAUUGGUCCUCUGCAUACAUUUCCUGUACUCCACUUUCCUUUCUUACAUUAUUACUCAAUGUAUAUUGAAUACAUCGAGUAAUAAUGUGUUUAAUGCAGCUUUGCGCACAUUUGUUUACAUUUUACAGAAACCAAACUUAAAACCACAUGACUCAUUUUCAUAAAAUAUAAGCACUGAAAAAACAGUUCGCUCCUUGUGCUGCUGAUGCGGUUCAGCUUCUGUCGGACUAAAGGACACGACUCAGUGCAAUUUGUGUUUUCUCCGCGAGGCUCCUGACUACAGUCGCCAUAAUUCUGCGACAGUUUAUUUUUAUUUUUUUAUUUUAUGCAUUUAUUUUGGGCAAGUAAUGAUUUACAUUUAUAUACAAUGGGAACAUAUGACAUAAGUGAAAUCAUAAUAGAAAUGAAAAUAAUAACAACAACUACUAAUAACUAUUAUUAUUACUAUUUUGCCCAAAAAGGAGUCGGAAGAAGAAAACUUAUUUAAUCCCACCCCUACUCUUCAUAAUCUAACACAAUGAGCUUAUUUUGCGUUUUUCAGACAUUUUGAAUUAAACUAUAUGAACUAUUUACAAGUGCAGACAAGAGUCACUGUUAUAGUUCGGUAAUAUAACAUAAAUGUACCAACAAUGGUAAAGUUAAGGAAACAGACAAUGGUAAGAAACAACAAAUACAAGUAAUGUAACGGACUGCACAAUCCAUCAGGCGGUGCGGCUUUGUAGUUUACCAAAGUCGUACUAAAACAUUUUGACAUAUUUUUGAGCGCCGUGUACCACAUAAAAUCGGUUCGAGGUCAGUAAGCACAACCAGGAUGAACACGUAAGGCGCACUGUCGAUUUUUGAGAAAAUUAAAGGAUUUUAAGUGCGCCUUAUAGUCCGAAAAAUACAGUAAAUUAAAAAGAAAGAAGAUUGCAGCUUUCCGUUAUUUUCGGCAGAUCGAAGUUACAACCAGCCGCCUGUAAGUGACAUCGAAGACGCGAUUAGAAAAAGCUUUGACAUGGUUGUGAAGACGCUGCUUCUGAAUCUACAAUUUUAUCACAAGCCCGGAGUCGGUAACUAAAACCGGAAGUCGUCACCCGCAUGUUUCCAAACGUCUUCCGGUCAACGUGAAUCGAGCCCGUUAUGAAUUCAAGCCAUUUCAACCGAUACUUUGCAGGUCUUUGCAGGAUUUUAACGCUUCUGUUGUGUUCCUUUCUCUAAUUUCUUCACUACUGAGCUUUUGUAAAUGGACUUUUGGGUUUUAAAUGUUACUGAUUAUAAGUUGCAGAGGCAGAUCUUGUCUUUUCUUCGACAAACGUUUAAAGACUCAAAAUGUAAUGCUGAGGUCAAAGGUUUCCAUAGUUACUACAGUGUUAUUCGGUCGUAUAUAUUCAUGUUCUUUUUACAUUUCUUGACGCCAUUUGCUGCUAUGAUUUGGUCGAUUUUUUUUUUGCUUUAUUUCAAUAUUUCAGUGAGGAGGAUAUUUUCUUUUCCACACCGGUGAUUUCUAAGCUGUAAAAACAUAAAGAGAAGCGAGUUAAAGACAGAAUUAUCAGCCUUUUCCAGACGUUUCACUUUCCUGGCAAAUUUUUUUCAUACAGACGGGGGAUAUCGGUCUGGUCCCCGCUCCCUCCGUCACGUCUAGAGCCGGAGCCAAACACAGCCGUCCAAUCAGAUUUGUUUAUUUCAGUCGCUGUGGUUACGGAUCUGAUGGAUGUCCGAUUUUUUAUUUUUUUUUUUCUCAGUCAUGAGUCUAUUAAAAUGAAACGUAAACAGCGAAAUCCUCAAGUUUCUUUCAAAUCGCGGGCUCUGAUUCUGCGGUUUGCACGUCGUUUAAAUAAUAUUAAGCGUCCAGAGAUCAGAUUAUAAUCAGAUUUCGAUGUGCGCGGAGCGAAGCCAGUGACGCAUGAGAAACGAGGGAGCUGCAAACAAAAUCAAACUUCUCUCGCCUCGGAUUAAAAACGCGUUGUGUAACUUUUUUAAUGGAGCGUCCGUCGAAUGCUUUUCCCCGUGGAGAUGUCGUUGCUUUGUCUGGAAUGUUUCACAGCGUGGCAUUAAACCUUUCUGUCUUCAUGGAGACCAAACCAGACCAAGCUACAGGUCAGAUCUGUGGAGAGGCGACCCCGCUCACAGUCAGAAUGCAUGUUUUUCUAGGUAUUUUUGAGCUUUAAAACCACCUGUAAUUCAAUAAAUGUAAAGUAGAGUUGUUUAAAGUCACACUGUGGAACAUUCCAGGCAGAGCAAUGAGCUAUCCAUAGAAACAAGCAGGUGACGGACCACCAACCAAAAAGUUACGCAGUGCACCUUUAACCGAGUCUAGUUCUUCGCUCAUUGAUUCUGCUGAAAUCCGAUUUUAUUUUCCUUUUCUUUUUCCUCAUAAACGUCCGUAUUUGUUUUGAAACGGAUGAACCAUGUGUGUCCCUGAUUGGCUAAUCCACCUGUCAGUCACGCCCAUCGGAAUUCUGGGAGGUUCAACUCACAUUUUCGUAAAUUACUGAAAAAGUGUGAUCCUUCUUGGACUAAAACGAACCAAAAUGGGAAUAAUUCAUUUCAGACACAGCGGUAUCUGGCUCACAGGGGUUAAAAGUUUUGUCGUUAAAGGUGCAUUGUGUAACUUUUCUGGUGGAGGGUCCGGACCAGACCAAGUUACAGGUCAGAUCUGUGGAGAGGCGACCCCGAUCACAGUCAGAAUGCAUGUUUUUCUAGGUAUUUUUGAGCUUUAAAACCACCUGGAAUUGAAUAAUACAUGUAAAGUAGAGCUGUUUAAAGUCACACUGUGGAACGUUCCAGACAGAGCAAUGACAUAUCCGUUGAAUCAAGCAGGUAAUGGACCCUCCACCGGAAAAGUUACGCAGUGCACCUUUAACCAAGUCUAGUUCUUCACUCAUUGAUUCAGCUAAACUUCGCUGGUGAUUUUAUUUUCCUUUUCUUUUUUCCUCAUAAACGAUCGUAUUUGUUUUGGGACGGAUGAACCAUGUGUGUCCCUGAUUGGCUAAUCCACCUGUCAGUCACGCCCAUCGGAAUUCUGGGAGAUUCAACUCGCAUGUUUUGAAAAAGUGGAAUCCUUCUGGGACAAAAUCACUCAUCAAUAUAAAACCAUUUUGAAUAUUUAAGUGGUGGAGGGUCUGUCAAAUGUUUUUCUCCAUGGAGAUGUUAUUACUUUGUCUGGAAUGUUUCACAGUACGGCAUUAAACCUUUCUAUCUUCAUGGAGACCAAACCGGACGAAGUUACAGGUCAGAUCUGUGGGAAGGCGAUCCCGCUCACAGUCAGAAUGUCUGUUUCUCUAGGUAUUUUUGAGCUAUAAAACCACCUAUAAUUGAAUAAAUAUAAGGUCUGUCUGUUUAAAGUCGUACUGUGGAACAUUCCAGGCAGAGCAAUGACAUGUCCACAUAGAAACACGCAGGUGAUGGACCCCCAAACCAAAAAGUUACGCAGUGCACCUUUAACCGAGUCUAGUGCUUCGCUCGUUGAUUCUACUGAAAUUAUUUUUCCUCAUAAACGGCCGUUUUUGUUUUGAGACGGAUGGACCAUGUGUGUCCCUGAUUGGCUAAUCCACCUGUCAAUCACACCCAUUGGAAUUGUGGGAGAUUCGACCAUGACCAGACUCACGUGUUCGUAAAGUUUUGAAAAAGUGUGAUCCUUCUGGAACCAAAUCAAACAAUGUUAAACCAUCUUGAAAAUGUAUGUUGUAAAGGGUUCUUCAAAUGUUUUUCCUCCAUGGAGAUGUUAUUGCUUUGUCUGGAAUGUUUCGCAGUACGGCAUUAAACCUUUCUAUCUUCAUGGAAACCAAACCAGAGCAAGUUACAGGUCAGAUCUGUGGGAAGGCGAUCCCGCUCACAGUCAGAAUUUGUGUUUCUCUAGGUAUUUUUGAGCUGUAAAACCACCUAUAAUUGAAUAAAUAUAAGGUCUAUCUGUUUAAAGUCGUACUGUGGAACAUUCCAGACAGAGCAAAGACACAGCCAUAGAACCAGGUAGGUGACGGACCCCGGCCCAAAAAGUUACGCAGUGCACCUUUAACAGUCUAGUGCUUCUCUUAUUGAUUCAGCUGAAAUCCAUCUCUGAUUUUCUUUUCUUUUCUUUUUUUUUUUUCCCAACAUAAACGUCUGUAUUUGUUUUGAGACGGAUGGACCGUGCGUGUCCCUGAUUGGCUAAUCCACCUGUCAAUCACACCCAUUGGAAUUGUGGGAGAUUCGACCAUGACCAGACUCACAUGUUUGUAAAGUUUUGAAAAAGUGUGAUCCUUCUGGAAGCAAAUCAAAUCAAUGUUAAACCAUCUUGAAUAUUUAUGUUGUGGAGGAUUUGUUAAAUGUUGUUGCUUUGUUUGGAAUGUUUCGCAG
Boleophthalmus pectinirostris (great blue-spotted mudskipper) is the source of this 9776-nucleotide messenger RNA. RefSeq names its product ELKS/Rab6-interacting/CAST family member 1-like. Gene Ontology annotation, biological process: regulation of synaptic plasticity; maintenance of presynaptic active zone structure; neuromuscular synaptic transmission. Gene Ontology annotation, cellular component: cytoskeleton of presynaptic active zone. Gene Ontology annotation, molecular function: structural constituent of presynaptic active zone. The coding region runs from base 785 to 4246 and encodes 1153 amino acids. The transcript is spliced from 23 exons. The record is from RefSeq and is a predicted model, not a curated record. Lineage: Eukaryota; Metazoa; Chordata; Actinopteri; Gobiiformes; Gobiidae.